AUGCAUAGACCUCCUGGCCAGCAGCGAGUCAUCAUUCACUUUGACUACGACUGUUUCUACGCCUCAGUCGUCGAAAAUGAGAAUCCGGCCCUCAAAUCGGUGCCUCUAGCCGUCCAACAAAAGCAGAUUGUGGUAACCUGUAACUAUGAGGCCCGGCGGAGAGGUCUCCGAAAACUCCAGCUUAUCACCGAAGCCAAAAAGGUCUGCCCCGAGGUGGUGAUUGUCCUAGGUGAGGACUUGACUCGUUUUCGUGAUGCUUCCAAGGAUCUGUACAACUUCGUCCAGCAAUCCAUCUGGAGCGGCAAGGCCGAGCGACUUGGAUUUGAUGAAGUUUGGCUCGAUUGCACCGAUAUGGUAGACUACAACAUGGGUUUGCUCAACCUUAAUGAUCUUUCUCAUUCCUUCUUCUGCAUGAGCAGAGACGACCCUACCGUUGGUUUCACAUACGACGCAUCAAGUGUCUAUGGCCCUACUUAUCCGUCGAAUCCGCCGCCCUCUGUCCAGCUCUCGUCAGAGGAUGAAGAGUUGCGACUGCGCCUUGUGCUCGGGAGUCACCUGGCAAGGCAUCUGCGACAUGAGUUGGAGUCUCAGAAGGGAUACACAUCCACGGUGGGAAUCGCUAUGAACAAACUGUUGGCGAAGUUAGCUGGGAAUGUGAAUAAACCCAAAAAUCAAACAACAAUUUUGCCACCAUGUGAGCCAAAUGGCAGCGUUGAAAGCAAUAUUACCCGGUUUCUUGAUGACCAUGACAUAGGAAAGAUCCCCGGCAUCGGAUUCAAGCUGGCCCAGAAGAUUCGUGCCCAUGUACUUGGUCGAGAUGCGGCCUUUGCUGAAGGUCUAGUGUACGGAGGCACCAAAGAGUCAGUGACUGUCCUCGACGUUCGCUCCUAUCCCGGUAUGGGUCCUAAACUGCUCGAUGAUAUCCUGGCUGGUCCAGGCUCGUCUAAAGGCAUUGGCGGAAGGAUAUGGGACUUGAUCAACGGUGUCGAUGACUCGGAGGUUGCGAAAGUGAAGCGCGUUCCCUCGCAGAUAAGCCAGGAGGAUUCGUACAUGAAGUACUUGCACACUUUCGAACAAGUCAAAAAUCAGCUGCAGAUUUUGGGUGAGAGACUGAUUCGGCGCAUGCAAAUUGAUCUACUAGAGGACGCCGACGACGAUGGAAGAGGUGCCGGUGAAAAUCCGCGGCGUCGCUGGAUGGCACAUCCGCGAACUCUGCGCCUAUCUACAAGACCUCGUCCACUCCUAGGCCCGGAUGGAGCACGAGCAAGGACGUUUCAGCGCAGCUCUCGGUCAGGGCCCAUGCCGAACUUCGUCUUCAGCCUGAACGAGACAACCUCUGCUCUUGCCCAACGUCUAGUUGAGGAAGCACUAGUUCCCAUGUUUCGAAAACUACAUCACGAGCACGCCAGCUGGAAUCUCAGCUUGAUCAACAUUGCUGCCACGAACAUGGCGGAGACAGCAGCUGAAACAAAAGAAAGCCAAGGGCGAGAUAUUGGAAGGAUGUUUCGGCGACAGGACGAAGUGCUCAAAGAUUUCCGAGUGACUGUCCACCCAGACGAAGCGGAGCACACUGAGUCGGCCAUUCCGAAUUCUCCAGCUGCCCAGUCUCCCGACACAGUGAGGACGGGAUCCGAUAUUGGCAUGCCGGCAGAGAAUGACUGGGACUCGGAAGAUGGCGAGAGCCAGCCUUUGGAGCGGUGCGAGAUCUGUGAAAACGCCAUUCCGGCAUUCGCAUUGGCCGCCCAUCAGCGGUAUCACGAAUUAAGCAAUUAG
Molecule: messenger RNA, 1773 nt
Organism: Fonsecaea multimorphosa CBS 102226
Lineage: Eukaryota; Fungi; Ascomycota; Eurotiomycetes; Chaetothyriales; Herpotrichiellaceae
Exons: 2
Coding region: 1-1773 (590 amino acids)
Biological process (GO): translesion synthesis
Molecular function (GO): damaged DNA binding; DNA-directed DNA polymerase activity
Source: RefSeq, a predicted model, not a curated record